UUGUUACGUUUUUUUUUUCGUUUCUCCUCUAGUAUUUAAACCACAAAGUUCUACUGAACAACCACCGGAUGAUAAAAUGUUGUUGGAAGCUGAAAAAACAUUGGAUAAAGAAAAACAACAAUCAUUAACAAUGACAACGAAAGAACAACAACAGCAAUCAAAUUCUGUAAUUUCCCAAAAAUCUUUGGCCAGUGGCGCUGGUGGUGGUCAUCCUCAACAACAACAACAACAACAACAACAAAAUUUUGAACCAAUUGUCGAUACAUUAGAAGUUUGUGAUAAAGCGGCAGCAAGACUUCGUGAAUUGGCCAAACAUUUGGAACAUGGUGACAUACCGAAUGAAGUUUUACAGAAAACAUUUCAAUAUGCUGCAUAUGUUUUGGAUACAGUUAGUAUGGAUGAAACAAGACGUCGAUGUAAAUUGAUUGAACAACAAACGCAGCAACAACAUCAUCAUCAUUAUUAUCAUCAUAAUCAACAUCGUUAUCCACAUCAUCAUCGUUUUGGACAUGGAGCAGUUGCAACAUCUGCAACAACAACAGCACAAACAACAAAUUCAGGUCCAAGAUUAUUACGAAGUCAAUCAUCAGCAUCACCGCCUUUACCAUUAUCAUCAUCAUCAUCAUUAGGAUCAUCAUCAAUAAAAUCUUCCAAUUUUUCACAAACACAAUCGCAACAACCAUCAUCAUCAUCAUCAAAAACAAUGAUAAAUGUGGCCAAUGAAUCUUCUUCCAUAACAAAUAAAAUUGGCCAAUAUUCACUGCCUUUUCAAUCAAAAUCCAAUAAUAAUAAUGAUUCAAUAAAAUUGAUGCCAAAUUCAAAUCAAAAAUCAAAAAUUACAAUAACAACCGAUUCGGUUAAAAAAGUUAUACUUGAUCAAGUUGAUCCACAGAAAAAAACAAUAAAUGAUAAUGAUAACAUCGACAAUGAUGAUAAUGUUGUCGAUGUUGAUGAUGAAAAUAUUGAUAAUAAUAAUAAUAAUAAUAAUAAUACAUCAAGCAAUAUGAACAAAUUAAUGACGGAUAAAGAUUCAAGACGUUUAUUGGAUGAAGAAGAUGAAUUGGCUGAAGUAAAACCGGAUGCAGUACCAAGUGAAGUACGUGAAUGGCUUACAUCAACAUUUACAAGAAAUCAGGUUUCAUCACGUAAUCGUACUGAUGAUAAACCAAAAUUUCGUUCAGUUGCUAAUGCUAUACGUGCUGGUAUUAUGGUUGAUAGAAUUUAUCGACGAUUAUUUAGCGCAACAACCAUACAGAUUGCUCCGGAAAUUUCAAGUUUUCUUAAAGGUGCAGAUGAAUGGUCAUUUGAUGUAUUUCAAUUAAAUCAUUUACAACAAGGAAAAGUAUUACGUAAUCUAGCAACUGAUCUUUUGAAUCGUUAUGGUCUUAUACAUAAAUUUAAGAUUCCAACCAGUAAUCUUGAUUCAUUUUUAUCACAAGUAGAAUUAGGUUAUCAAAAAUAUCAAAAUCCAUAUCAUAAUAAUUUACAUGCAGCUGAUGUAACACAAACCGUCCAUUAUUUAUUAUGGGUUACUGGAUUGGCACAAUGGUUGACCGAUUUGGAAAUAUUUGCUACAUUAGUUGCUGCUAUUAUACAUGAUUAUCAACAUACUGGUACAACAAAUAAUUUUCAUAUCAUGUCCGGAUCGGAAAUAAGCCUUCUGUAUAAUGAUCGUUCAGUAUUGGAAAAUUUUCACAUUUCCGAAGCAUUUAGAGUGAUGCGUAAAGAUGAUGCAAAUAUUGUUGCUAAUCUAAGUCGUGAAGAAUAUAGAGAAUUUCGUUCAUUAAUUAUUGAAAUGGUUAUUGCAACUGAUAUGUCAACACAUUUUCAACAGAUAAAAACAUUGAAAACAAUUCUUGGACAUCAGGAUUUUGUUUUAGAUAAACAAAAAGGUUUAUCAUAUAUAUUACAUAGUGCCGAUAUAUCACAUCCAUCAAAAAAUUUUGAUCUACAUCAACGUUGGACAUUAUUGUUGAUGGAAGAAUUUUUUCGACAGGGCGAUAUGGAACGUGAAUUAGGUCUUGCCUAUUCUCCAUUAUGUGAUCGUAAUUCAACAUUGAUACCUCAAUCACAGAUUGGUUUUAUCGAAUUUAUUGUCUAUCCAACAAUGGAACUUUGUGGUGAUCUUAUUGAACGUGUUUAUGAACAUUUAAAUUCAUCAUCAUCACCAUUACCCAAUGCAUCCGCAUCAACAACAACAAUGACAGUAUCGACAACAACAACAACAACAACAAUGGCCACUACUUCAGUGGAUAUAAUCGAUGAAGAUGUUGGUGGUAAUGGUGAUGAUCAAAAGUCUUCCAAUGAUGAUGAUAAUGAUAAUGAUAAUGAUUCAGAAUUUAGAUCUUUGGCCUUGAAACAACAACAACCACAACAACAACAACAAAUAUCAACAACAACAACAACAACAAAUUCAUCAGCCACUGUGAUAACAACAACAGCACCUAUAUUCAAUAUGGUUAUAAAUAGUUCAACAAGAAAAUUAUAUCGUCCAUGGUUACAACAUUUAGAUCAGAAUAAAUCUAAAUGGCAACAAAAAGCAGCAUUUGAAGAAGAAUUGAAAUCGAAACAACAACAGCCAAUAAUUGAUGAUGAUGAUGAAUCAACUGAUCAACAAAAUGGACAAUCCGAAUCAUAAUAAUAGUAUUAGUAAAUUGAUUAAUGAAAUGCAAACUUUAUUGAACUUUUUUUUCAACCCUUUUUUCAAUUCUUCUGGUUGUCUAUGCAGAAGCAAAUGCAAAACGAAAAAAAACAAACAAUAUGGGUGCGAAGAAUAAGGAUACAAACAUUUUACAUUAUUUUUUUGGCAUCAAUAUUUUUUCUUUGUUUUCAUUCUGUUUUUUAAUUACAAUAUUUAAAAAAUAACGAAAAUAACGAACGAACUUGUUUCACACACGUGUACACACACCUAAUAAUAAUGAAUGUUUCACAAUUUUUAUUUAUUUUCACAAAUAUUCUUCAAUUUUCAAACAUUCAAUUUUUUUCUUUUGCAACAAAUAUUGUUAACUUUUUAGUGAUGUUUUUUUCUUACUUGAAUAUCAAGAAAUUUCUCACACAGAAACACACACACACCAAGACAAACAAACAGCCAAGAAUAUUCUGGUUGGUGCUUAUCUCUCUCUCACUAUAUAUUUCGAUGCUUAUGAAGGGGGAGAAAAAAAUUAUUUUUAUUUCAGUUUUUUUUCUUUUUGUUGGACAAAUUAAAUCAAAAUAAUGAUAAUAAUAAUAAAAAAAUUUCAAUGCACAA
Dermatophagoides pteronyssinus (European house dust mite) is the source of this 3247-nucleotide messenger RNA. RefSeq lists its product as uncharacterized. Lineage: Eukaryota; Metazoa; Arthropoda; Arachnida; Sarcoptiformes; Pyroglyphidae. The record is from RefSeq and is a predicted model, not a curated record. Gene Ontology annotation, biological process: signal transduction. Gene Ontology annotation, molecular function: 3',5'-cyclic-nucleotide phosphodiesterase activity.